Molecule: messenger RNA, 1225 nt
Organism: Corticium candelabrum
Lineage: Eukaryota; Metazoa; Porifera; Homoscleromorpha; Homosclerophorida; Plakinidae
Exons: 2
Coding region: 543-1106 (187 amino acids)
Source: RefSeq, a predicted model, not a curated record
UUAACUCUUUUUCUCACCGCAACUGAAUAUCUGGUGCUUGCUGUUACUAUUCGGGCAGGCAGAAACAAAUUCACGACCGCUGAUUGUUUGGUGGGUUCGAUACCAAAGAAAACAGUACUCAAUAUGCCAAACAGAAAUCCUACGAGCUGGCUAUUGAUUAUGAAUGAUUAUUGACCGACUCUUGUAUGACUGUCUAACUAAGCUGCAAGAACUUUGAAAAGUUAAUCAAAAUUUUACAAGCAACAAUCGCAGGCUUGAUAGAAAGCGUAAUCAAUGACCCGCUCUGACAAUUGCUCUUGUUUUUUCACUGUUCUGUGUGUUUUUACGCCACGUACAGUCUACGCGACCUUUGGGUGUGGCAUCCAACUACUUUGCAAGUGACAAUAGUAUGACAAUCAGUACAGUAUCUAUUCUCGGUGAUGCACGCAGUGUGGUGCCUAAUGUAUUUAGCACUUCGUUAUAUAUAUUCAGACAAACGUAACAACGGGCGACCUUGACCGUUCGAGGCAUUUGUACUCCAGUAAAGUGUCGAGCAGGACUCAAUGAGUCGGUCUGUUAAUGUGUUAAUUUUUCUGGUUCCUGUCGCUAUGAUGGCCGCCAGGCAAACAACUACUCGUGAUUCUAGUCGAGUCUACGACAACUAUCAACAAUUCGCUUUUCCGUCUGCCAGUGACAAUCAGAAGAAACCAAAAUUGUCGACUCUCCUCGCUAAUGAUUCGAGUCAAGCCAUCACUGGACCAUCCAUGCGUCGCAAGGAGCGAAAAGUUGAGCCGGUCUCAUCAAUUAACGCUGCUUCUCGUUUAUCGGGCGCUCAAAACGGCUGUAAUCCUGCCCGAUAUCGUCUCACCCUACGACACGGCAACUGCUCGCGUCGAGUUGAAACUACGAUGUGUUACGGACGAUGCAUCAGCUACACCCGUCCCGGCUCUCACACAGUAGUGGGACGCUCUCUCGCAAAAAUCUCUAGUUCGUGUACUUGUUGCUCUCCUGUUGGAGAGGUCCUAGAAAAGAGAUACCAAGUUUACUGCGGAAGUAAGAAAACCAAGAAGACAUUUUAUGUCUCUCGGGUCGAGAAAUGUAGAUGUAGACCUUGCAUUGGAAUGUAAGUAAAAAAACUACAAAAAAUUGGACGGUUUUGUUUCAUACUUAUUAUGAGACAUCUAGUGUGUUCGUAUCUGUGUAAGUAAGAUGCAUGCAUUUAUUAAGAAAUAAAUUUUUUUACAUU